Molecule: messenger RNA, 1638 nt
Organism: Pyrus x bretschneideri (Chinese white pear)
Lineage: Eukaryota; Viridiplantae; Streptophyta; Magnoliopsida; Rosales; Rosaceae
Product: WD repeat-containing protein DWA2
Exons: 13
Coding region: 171-1220 (349 amino acids)
Biological process (GO): protein ubiquitination
Molecular function (GO): protein binding
Source: RefSeq, a predicted model, not a curated record
CGCGUUUUACGACAUUAGCCCAGAAACGAAAAUGGAAUGAGAAAAAGAAUCGAAGGUUGAGCGAGGUGAGGACGGGUGGUUGUAUCAUACAAUUUGUAUGCAACAAGUAGUUGCAGUCCGCAAAGCAAAGAUCGUAGUUUCAGUUUCAGGCAGUGGAGCAGCAAAUCGCAAUGCAAGGAGGAUCGUCGGGCAUCGGAUAUGGUCUGAAAUACCAGGCUAGAUGUAUAUCAGAUGUUAAAGCUGACACAGAUCAUACUAGCUUCAUCACUGGCACUCUCAGUCUCAAAGAAGAAAACGAGGUGCAUUUGAUUCGGCUCUCUUCCGAUGGAACCGAACUCGUGUGCGAGGGUUUGUUUUCUCACCCCAACGAGAUCUGGGAUCUUGCUUCCUGUCCCUUCGACCAACGCAUCUUCUCUACUGUUUACUCCACUGGCGAGUCAUACGGAGCAGCAAUAUGGCAGAUCCCUGAGUUAUAUGGUGAAUUGAAUUCCCCUCAGUUGGAAAGAAUUACCUCCCUCGACUCACAAGUUGGCAAGAUCAAAUGCAUUCUUUGGUGGCCAUCGGGAAGGCAUGAUAAUUUGAUCAGCAUUGAUGAAGAAAAUCUGUCCUUGUGGAGCUUAGAUUUAUCCAAAAAAGCUGCUCAGGUACAAACACAGGAGUCAGCUGGUGUGAUGCACUACUUGUCUGGUGGUGCAUGGGAUCCGCAUGAUGUGAAUGCUGUUGCAGCGACUUGUGAAUCAUCCAUCCAAUUUUGGGAUUUACGAACAAUGAAGAAGACAAAUUCUAUUGAGCAUGCUCAUGUUCGCAAUGUUGAUUAUAAUCCCAAGAAGAAACAUGUCCUUAUAACUGCAGAAGAUGAAUCUGGUAUACGCAUAUGGGAUCUUAGGAAGCCAAAGGUGCCUAUCCAGGAGCUUCCAGGACACACACACUGGACAUGGGCUGUCCGGUAUAACCCUGAGUACGAUGGGCUGAUUUUGAGUUCUGGCACAGACUCAGCUGUCAACCUGUGGUUUGCUUCUUCACCUAGCGAUGACGAGUCUGGGCGCCUGGUUGACUCACCUACUAGGCGGAUUAAUCCAUUGCUCAACUCUUACAGUGAUUAUGAAGACAGUAUUUAUGGCCUUGCUUGGAGCUCUCGUGAGCCUUGGAUCUUCGCAUCAUUAUCCUAUGAUGGAAGGGUAGUUGUAGAAUCAGUGAAGCCAUUUCUCUCCAAGAAAUAAGGUUUGACACACUGGUCCCUGUUAUUAUGAUUGGUCUACUUGGUGUGUGAUUUUGGAUAUCAUUGUUUGCGUCUGUUCUGAAAGAUCACAAAAGAAGACCACAGAAUACUGUACUGAGAGAUCAGGUCCCAGUUCAAGUUUUUUGGGUGUACUAUGAUCCGUGAAUACAUACCUCAAGUGGCAAAAUAAUUUAAUUCCGAUUCAAACAUAGCAGAAACUUGGGUGUUGCGAAAGCAGAAGCGCAGAACAGGCAAGGGUACUGUUGUGAUAUCAAUUGACAUUCAUUCAUGUGUUGAGAGUACAAUUCAUCUUACUUUGGUUUCGUAUUUGUUAAAUAAGCUCAUUGUAUUUCCCCCCUUUCAAGUAUGUGAAUGUUAACUUGAAUAAUUGGUUAUUUAACAUGUGCGACUGUUACUAA